Ogataea angusta is the source of this 1440-nucleotide messenger RNA. RefSeq lists its product as uncharacterized. Lineage: Eukaryota; Fungi; Ascomycota; Pichiomycetes; Pichiales; Pichiaceae. The transcript has a single exon. The coding region runs from base 1 to 1440 and encodes 479 amino acids. Gene Ontology annotation, biological process: translational initiation. Gene Ontology annotation, molecular function: translation initiation factor activity; RNA binding. The record is from RefSeq and is a predicted model, not a curated record.
AUGGGUUUUUUCUUUUGGAAUAAGGCCAAAAGCGAUGUUAUCGCCGGUGAUUCUGCCGAAAAUAAGCACGAUGAGACAAAUGAGCCUGCUCUUCCUGACACCAGCGCUGUUGUGUCUACGAAAUCCUCCAAGUCUUCCAGGACGCUUGGAAGAAGGGGUACAUUGAGACGAUUUUUAAGCAUGAAGCGCAAGCCGCUGGAGGUUGAGCCGUCAGAAACGGCGGAGACAGCCGUGAAUUCUAUAAUAGAUUCUUCUGAGUACUUCAACGGAUCGUGCUCGUCGUUUGACGAAACAAGAGCUACCAAUUACAGCGGGAUGCAGUGCAGCCCAGAGCUGGACAAUACAGAUGAGUAUCCUCAUUUGAGACGCAAGGACAGUAAAAACAGACACAGCCGGAUGUCGGACUAUCUUAAAAACAAGGAGCCGGUCAACAUGAUGGAGAUCUCAAACACAAUGGAGAAGGAACCUCUCCCGAUACAGCAACUAUUCGAGCAGGAGUUUGAAGACAUAGACAAUCAAGAGAACACACUUUUAGUGAACAAGGAUAGAUUUUCAGAAAAACCACAAAAGAAGGGACUCAGAAGGUCCCUUUCCAAACUGUUUGGCAAGAAGGAUAAAGCAAAGACAGAAGGAAACAGGUAUGUGCGAGACUUUUCAGACAGAAGCAAGCCUGAUCCGGUUCCUAACUUCAGUUUCCGGUCUCUGAGGCUCAACGAUACACUGCAUAGUAUCAACAAAAGACCAGAGUCGCCGAAUCUUGCCAAUGUGGCUGUGUUCCCUGCCGUCUCCAAAAUUAUGUGCGCGUUUGGGGUGGAGUCCGAAACAAGCACCCAAUUCGAGGUCUUUGAGCUCCAGAGAGCGAGCAAGAUGCAUCUGAACUCGGUGUGGAACGUGUGGGGAGAAUUUGUCUCCACAAGCAACGAGGACGCCAAGCUCCGCAACAGGGUCAUAGAAAAGGUGUGGAAAACAAAACAGCUCAAUAAACUGGCCAGCAGGUGCAGCGAGCUGUUUCUGAACGCUCCUCAGUGCGGGUCGGCUGAAGAAAACCGGAUUCAUAUUUUCAAGUUCGGCCUGUCUCCACGCUACAGAAAGGAGCCGCUGCUUUACAACAGCGGGCGUGUCGUGAUCCGCAUUCCGUCAGAAAAAGUCGACAAGGUGUGGAGGUCGACACUGGACAUUGUCCUGAAAGAGCAACUUCUCUGGAGCAAGCUAGACAACAACAUCGUGGGAGUUACCUGGAAGCGGGCCCCUCACAGACACGAAUACAGCCUUAUUCUGUGGCUCACAAAGGAGGGACACGACCACGACAGCGUUUCCACGCUGAUGAACGAGGUGAUGCUGCUUUCACCAGAUGAGCUGAAGCCGCUGUUCACAUACUCAAAAUAUUACGUCAAUGCGGAUCACACCUACCACGCGAUAGAUCUGAACGAAAAAAAUUAA